Saprolegnia diclina VS20 is the source of this 207-nucleotide messenger RNA. RefSeq lists its product as hypothetical. The transcript has 2 exons. Lineage: Eukaryota; Oomycota; Saprolegniomycetes; Saprolegniales; Saprolegniaceae. The record is from RefSeq and is a predicted model, not a curated record. Bases 1 to 207 code for a protein of 68 amino acids.
AUGGACCACGACCAGCUAACGCUCGUCCAGUUCUGCUACGACUGCGGCGUCGAGAUCAAGUACUUUCGCAACAUCCAACAUCCUGUUCUCUACUUUCACAACAUCCACUUUCACAACAUCCACUUUCACAACAUCCAACAUCCUGUCUACUUUCUCAACAUCUACUUUCACAACAUCCACUUUCACAACAUCCAACAUCCUGUCUAG